Molecule: messenger RNA, 1328 nt
Organism: Ochlerotatus camptorhynchus
Lineage: Eukaryota; Metazoa; Arthropoda; Insecta; Diptera; Culicidae
Exons: 4
Coding region: 135-1328 (397 amino acids)
Biological process (GO): intracellular signal transduction
Source: RefSeq, a predicted model, not a curated record
AACGGAAAGAAAGCCUUUUUACUAUAAGAAAAUUUCAUCAAAGGAAUCAUUGAUUCGGUGAUAGUCUAAUGUCAAAAUUGUCUCAAAAUUAAAGUUUUAGUUUCGGAAAACCUAUCGUAUAAAUUUUCCCGGCCAUGUCAAAAUCGAAACAUACCAUCUAUUUCUUCACCAACGGUCAACCGUUCAAGCCACCGCACAAGGUUCUGAUCGAUCGUAACAAAUUGGAGGAUAAUCAAGUGAUCGAAAGAAUAAAUCGGCUUCACUAUUACAACGGUUAUGUAGUUUACACCCUGUUCGGAGAAGCACUUCGAUCGAUUCAGGAAAUUCACGAUGACUCGGCUUUUGUGGCAGUGUCCCGUGAUCAGUGCUUUCAGCCGGGACCAUACUUGAAAGUGUUUCGGCAAUACAUCAACGAGAAACUUCCUGCCAUUGAGGAAGGCAAGAAAUCAAACAAAAAGAAGAAAGCCAUAUCAAAACCCCUUGGCAGUAGCUACGGAUGCAAGGCACCCAUCCCAAGAAUGGCCAAGGAGGUUCGUUUCUGUCCCGGAUGCCGUCAUGUGGCGGUAGACACCCGUUGCAAGGACUUUAGUGCCAAGACACGCCGUGGCAAACAGGAUACCUGCGUUUGUAACAGGAUAGAUCCCCACGGGGCAUGUGUUCCGAUGCCGGUAAGGCCGAAAAGUAAAGGCAAGCGAAAGAAGAAAAAUAAAGGCUGGAGCAGCUGCUGUCGAAAGCAGCAAGAGAAAAAGGAACCACUGAUGGUGCGCAUGAGAAAGCGAGAUAUUGAGCAGAUGGAGCAAGCCAAAGCGAAGAAGGAACGGAGGCCGAAAAGUAGACAAGGAUCGACUUGCUGCGGGAAGAAGCCUACCCGAGACGAACAGUACAAGAAACAGCGUGAGAAGAUGAUCAAGCAGAGGGAGAAGCGCAUCAAGCAGGAAGAGAAACAGAGAGUCCAACAGCAGAAGGUAAUACAGACGCAAAUAAGACGGCGAAGGGCGAGACGACGGUGCUUGGCUUGCUGUUGUCCUUGCUGCAUCAAGAAACCAGAACCGAUAUGGAGACAACCAACGCCGCACAACUGCGUAGAGCAUCUGAAGCAGGCACGAGAUCAGGCGAUCCGACGCCGCAGAGCACUCCAGAUUCCGGAACAAUCAUCAUGGGAGAGUAUCACCUUUCCACCAAAGUUCAAGAAGAAGAUCCGUGGAACGCAGACCACCAAAGAGGACCUCAAGGCGGCACGGAAGGCCUCCGGGAAAGGUUGGAGCUGUUUCGGUGGCAAGAAGAAAACGAAGACCAUCGAAGCAGAAGAUGAAGAACUUGUCUGUUAG